AUGGGUAACCUAGAAGAACAUAUCGCCACAGCAUCAACAUUCGGUUCUCUACCCCUCUUGAUCUCUCCAUCAGGUGACACUAUCCCCCUCUCAACUGGAUAUAUUCCCCUCCUUACAAACCAUACAUUGGAAGACGACUCUAGAAAAGAGCUUCGAAAAGAAGAUAAAAAUGUCGAAAAAGAUUCACCAAUCUACUUCUCAGCACUCGAACUCGUACGCGAUAAUCAAUUUUUGCUACUCGCCGGGCUCAGUGGAAGUGGAAAAACGACUUUCGCAAAACAUCUUGCUUUUCGCCUAGCGACUGCCACUACAAAAUCAAUCGGGGGUGGUUUCAUUGUGAGAAAUGGACCGGCUGAUGUCCGGAACGAGUCUUGGGAGUUUGAAGGUAUCGAUAUGAUACCUUGCUAUUUCCUCAUCUCUAGCAUCUCUCAGUUCUCGAUAUUGCUUCUGGAAACAUUGCCUCAGGUUAUUGAGAGCUGCAAGGAUAGUAGCAGACCAUUGUGUCUAUUGAUAAUUCUUGAUUCUAUCGAGUCUCUUGGAGAUGAGGGGCCAUCACUUUUGAGAUCUAUGGUCCAUCUAAUUCAGUAUCACGCGCAAUUAUCCAUAAAACUACUCAUCCUCGGAGAAAGCAGCGUCGUGAAGAAUUGGAUUUUGUGCUCCGAAAUAACAAGACAUGAGAUAUUACCACUUUCUCAAGUCAAGAGACGCAUGUUCUUGCGCAAUAUUACCGGCACCAAUAUCGAAUACAAAGAUAUCGAUAUCGGAAUUGGUGACGCAGCAAGUCUUCCAGCCUAUUUUUCUCUCGCAUUAGAGACCGCUCACCGUGGAGAAAAAGCAGAGGAGUUGUUAGAUGAGUGGCUUCAUGUUGUUCUUUCUGAAAACUAUAAUGAUAGAAGAAUCACACGAGAGGCGUUGGAACAUUCAACCCGGGAAGCGGAGCAAGGGAUUAAAACUCCAUUUUCGUGUAUAUUGACGAUUAGGAAUCCAGCGGCCUUUUCGAAAGUACUACAACACUUGCUGGCUGCGCGCCAGCUCGUUGAAGAGGACACACAAGUGGCUAUUGAUCUUUUUAAUCAAAAUCCCUUCUUGGCAGAACCAAUUAUUCGCAGUUGGUUAGUUCGCCUCAGAGAUAUAGGAAGUCCAGAGGUACUCGAAUUUCUUGAAGGUCUAAUGACCGGCUCUGGGGUAAAUGCACAACUAGGAGCGCUACUAGUUUCAGAUUUCAUCUCUUCGUCCAGUCCACUGCAAAAGCAAGUUUCCAAUCACAUACUAGCGAUCAUCAAAGAAGGCACGUUACCCAUCACCCUAAGAUUAAAAGCCGGACGUAUGCUUUCCCUGCUGGGAGAUCCUCGAGAUCUAACAUCCCUCACUACCGUUCCUUCCAGCACAUUCACUAUUGGUUCUUCUAACCACCCAAAUUCAUCGCCUCCUCAUUCCGUCACCGUUUCCUCGUACCGCAUCGGCGUUUUCCCAGUCGUGAAUCGAGAAUAUGCAAUUUUCAUCCAAGAAACGGGACGGAAAUGGAACAGUGCAGAUGGUUUAUCCCCUUUCACAGGAAACUUCCCAGCUACAGAUCUCACCUGGUACGAUGCGCGCACGUAUUGUUCCUGGUUGACAACACGCUGGCGAGCAUCUGGGAAGAUUGCUCUCCAUGAGGAAGUCCGUUUACCCACUGAACUGGAAUGGGAAAUUGCUGCUCGGGGUUCUCAGAUAUCUGGCAGUGAAACAGAAUCAUUGUAUCCAUGGGGCACAGAAUGGAACGCAAGUUAUGUUAAUUACAAAGAUUCACCAUUAAACGAGCGGUGUACUGUGGGUUUAUUUCCUAAGAAUGUUUCUCCAUCCGGAUGUUUCGAUAUGGUGGGGAAUGUAUGGGAAUGGUGCAGUACAUUGUGGGGUGAAAAUGUGAGUACAUCGUCUUUUUCAUAUCCUUGUCGAGGAGAAGAUGGGCGGGAAAAUGUGGAUGCGGGUGCGCAAAGCAGAAGGUUGAUAAGAGGAGGGUGUUUCAGUAGUUCGAGGAAAGAGGUUUCUUGUACGUAUCGUGGGAGUCUUGAGCCGAUGGAAUGGAGACGCGAGAAUGGUUUUAGAAUUGUGGUUGCGAAUCUACAAAAGUAA
Botrytis fragariae is the source of this 2112-nucleotide messenger RNA. Its product is annotated as putative serine threonine protein kinase protein. NCBI's taxonomy places the organism in Eukaryota, Fungi, Ascomycota, Leotiomycetes, Helotiales, Sclerotiniaceae. The transcript has a single exon. The record is from RefSeq and is a predicted model, not a curated record. Bases 1 to 2112 code for a protein of 703 amino acids. Gene Ontology annotation, molecular function: ATP hydrolysis activity.